Messenger RNA from Staurois parvus, 842 nucleotides. Lineage: Eukaryota; Metazoa; Chordata; Amphibia; Anura; Ranidae. The record is from the annotation of a GenBank genome assembly.
GCAUAUCUUUCAUAUACCAAAGUGGAUCCAGACUCUUUAGAUCAUGAGAGCAAAGAGGAAGAACAGUUUGCACUAGAGAUACUUCCAGAUAUCCUGGAAAAGCACUACGGAUACAAACUCUUUGUUCCAGACAGAGAUAUGAUCCCCAGUGGCACAUAUAUGGAAGACCUUGCCAGAUGUGUGGAGCAAAGUAGAAGGUUAAUUAUAGUGCUAACGCCAGAUUACGUCAUCAGAAGAGGCUGGAGUAUUUUUGUGCUGGACAGCAGACUCCAUAACAUGUUGACCAGUGGUGAAAUUAAAGUCAUAAUAAUAGAAUGCACCAACCUGAGGGAAAAGUGAACUAUCAAGAGGUGGAAUCACUAAAACACGCCAUCAAACAUCAGUCACUCAUUAAGUGGGAUGGUCCAAAAAGCAGCAAACUCAAUUCAAAAUUUUGGAAGCGCUUAGUCUAUGAAAUGCCCACAAAAAAGAAAGAAGUGCUAUCUAGGCAGCAUGUCAUGGAUAGUGGGGAGCGAAGUCUUUUUGGAGACCUGCAAACUGUACCCUCCAUUGCCAUAACAGGGACAUCUAGCACGCUGGCACCACCUCAAGAAAUUACAGGUUACCAUCAUGCAGAGGCCAUGCAAAUGAGACAUUUCUGCAGAGUUUAUGAGAAACCAGCUCCACCUUUGUCAGUAGCACCUCUAGGUAAUCACCAUACAUAUUGCAACAUACCAUUAACGCUGCUCAAUGGACAGCUGAGCCACAACAGUGUGGGCAAAGACCCGCAGGAGUACCACGGCAACAAUACUCUGAUACCAAUCACUUCAAGAGAGCUUGGCAUUUCCAGUGAUAUCUGGUAG